AUGGAUCUUUUUCCGGAAAUUCUUGAAGAAAUAUUCCAAUACCUUAAUUGCGACAAAGCGUCACUUCAUUCUUGUAUUCUUGUUAAUCGAGGAUGGUGCAAAGUAGCUGUACCCAUAUUAUGGAAACAACCUUUUCUUCUUUUAGAAAAUAAUGGACAUGACAAGCUCAUCGAUAUUUAUGCAUCUUUUCUCACAGAUGAAGCUCAUGCAGUACUUCAAUCCCAAGGCAUAAACUGGUCACCCAGUCCUUUUCCUAAACAUGAUCAAGAAAAAACUUUUAUUUAUCCCUCCUUCUUACGCCAUUUCAAAUAUGAUAACUUAUGUUUAUGUUUAGAUUCAUGGUAUAAAAAACAUAUACUAAAUAUUCAAGAUGAUAAAUUAGAUAAAACAAAGAAAACAUGGGCUCUAUAUUCUAUUUCAGCCUUUAACGAUUAUACAUGGUUCAUUCCUCUUUAUAUUGAAAUUUUUAAAGUUUUUUUAAAUUGUGGUGCAAGAUUUGAAUGUCUCGAUCUUUAUUCUGAACAUUAUUGUCAACUUGUCGAUCAUAGAAUUUUGUUUGAAUUACCUGGAAUUGAAAAUUGUUUAGCAAAUCUUAAAGUUCUUUCUCCUGCAACAAUGGAAAGUUUUACUUCAAUAGAUUAUUAUUCUAAAUUAUGUCGAAAUAUCAAAUCUUUAAAAAUUGAAUCAUUACGUGUUGGAGAAUCUGCACUAUCUGGUCUAAUUAAAGCCCAAGUUGCUCUUGAACAUAUUUAUAUUGGGAACUAUCUUCAUCCUUAUCACUUAAGUAGCUAUACGUUAAAUUCUUUUGUAUAUUCUGGAUUAAACAAUGAUUUAUCUUUAGCAUUGUUAACACAAGCUAGUUCCCUUAAAUCUCUUGAAAUUAGAAAUUUAGUUGUUAAUGAAGUUCCUUGUUAUAAACAAAUAACUUGGAAUAAUCUAGAUUCUUUGACAAUAUCCAACGACAAUAACUAUAAUUUAAUGAAAAUGCCAUUUGGUACAAAAAAUUUUCCAAAAUUACAAAAAUUAUAUAUAAAGCAAAAUACUUUUCCUACUGAUCUUAUUGAUUUUAUUCGAAAUACAAAUUUUUCUUUAAAAGAAAUUCAUUUAAUAUUAAGAUUUCAAUCGGAUGACAUUUCAAAUGUUAUUCAAU
This is a messenger RNA of Racocetra persica, 1150 nucleotides long. The record is from the annotation of a GenBank genome assembly. Lineage: Eukaryota; Fungi; Glomeromycota; Glomeromycetes; Diversisporales; Gigasporaceae.